Aspergillus mulundensis is the source of this 1257-nucleotide messenger RNA. RefSeq lists its product as uncharacterized. NCBI's taxonomy places the organism in Eukaryota, Fungi, Ascomycota, Eurotiomycetes, Eurotiales, Aspergillaceae. Bases 1 to 1257 code for a protein of 418 amino acids. The transcript has a single exon. The record is from RefSeq and is a predicted model, not a curated record.
AUGACCUCGCCUAAUGAACCUCUAGUAGCAGAGAUGACUCCCAACGGCCUCGCCCUGACUCCAGCGCAAAUGUAUCUUGAAAAGGCCAAACAGACCCAGACUGCCGAUGCCGCUGAGAGAGAUGGCCCCGCCAAUCUCUCGUCUCCAGCUACCAAGAAACGCAAAGCACCCAUAGACAAUCCCGACACCGACGACAUCAUCUCCAUCACCUCCUCAUCCGACAAAGAAAACGCCAACUCCAACGCCAACAUAAAUACCAAAAAGCCCACCACUAACCCACCCCUCACCUCCACUCCCAACCCAGAAUGCGAGUCCUCGUCCGAGUCAGGAAUGGAUGAUGACGACCUAGACGACCCAGCAUACGACAUCCCAAAAUGGAGCUGCCAGCAGAUCCGCGCCAAGAUCCGCAAAUUCGUCGAGACAGACAAGAAGAUGAAAGUCGGGGCGUUCCAGGACGCGAUCGGCGUGUCCUCGCGCUCGUACUACGAGUUCAUGAAGCAGAGUGGGACGUGGAAGGGCGAUGGCUCGUGGUGCUUCUCGAAUGCGCAUCGGUUUUUCAUGAGGAGGGAGGUUCUGGGGUUGGAUAGGAAGGAGAAGGAGGAGGCUAGGAAGGAGGGAGUCAGGAAGAGGGCGGAGGAGAGGAAGGCUGCUGCUGCUGCGAAGGAGAAAGAGAAGGAGAAAGAGAAGGAGGGUGAUGGGACGGUGACAGGGCCAGUGGCGAAGAAGCCGAAGACGAAAACUUCAGCCUCUGCGUCGUCGGCUGCAAUGAGCAAGAAGGAGAAGGAGGAAGCAUUCGCGCGCAAAUACGAUGUCAGCUCUGUUACCUUACCCGGCGAAGAAACGUCCGACGUGCAAGUCUACGACACCUGCGACGAAGUGCGCAAGAAGAUCCGCGCCGUCCUGAAAGACCCGCUCAUGACACGCGCUGCAUUCUGCAGGGAGAUCUCGAAGACGUUUCCCGACCGCGCGGGCAACAAGGAUAGGACGUUGCAGGGGACGACGCUGAAUUCGUUCCUGUCGAAGUCUGGACCGCGCGAGGGACGGACGAGUCUGAUUUUCUAUGCGUCGUAUGUGUUCUUUGAGAAGUUGCGGAUCCGGGAUGGGAAGGAGAAGAGUGAGUUCCGGAAGAAGAUGGAGAGGGUUUGGCGGGGGGAGGGUGGGUUUGAUAUUACGUCCUCGACGAGUACGGGGUUCUUUUGUCAUGUGAGUGAACGUGUCGUUUGUGAUGAGUAUGGUCAGCUUAGGAUUGGGAGGUAA